Messenger RNA from Porites lobata, 1638 nucleotides. NCBI's taxonomy places the organism in Eukaryota, Metazoa, Cnidaria, Anthozoa, Scleractinia, Poritidae. The record is from the annotation of a GenBank genome assembly.
AUGCAGGCUUCUAGCAGCCUUAGUGGUAUAGCAGAUAUUUAUUUUCAUGGAGUUGGUGGCCGCACGAUACCAAAAUUUCGUAAAUUCGACUUCAAUGUGGUGCGCCAACUGGUCCCAGAUGUGAUUAUUGUGGAGCUUGGCUCCAACGAUCUGGUGGAGCUCUCACCGCAGACAGUGGGUUCAGAACUGGAAAGUUUAGUUCAGGAACUGUACAAGAUUGACUCUGUUCAAUUUGUUGUCAUAGGGCAAGUUCUCUGUAGGCAUACACCGAACUCAGUUGGGUACAAUUGUAAAGUGGGCAAGCUUCACCAAUAAUUUAAGGUUGUCCUAGAGCCGUUGCCUUUUUGUUAUUACUGGCGGCAUAGAGGUUUCUGGAAAUCCAAAAGCGAACUCUACUUAACCGAUGGAGUACAUCUUAACAAUUUAGGCAACUGUAAAUUUAUGCGCAGCAUUUGCAAGGCGGUUUUGCAGGCCUUAAAGUUAGUGGGUGCAUCAACAGUUUACUCAAUGCUGUGCCCUGUAGUGGCCAGUUCGAUAUUUAAAUGGCGAUGUUAUAAUACAUUUAUGAGAUGCUGUGUCACAUGUACAUUUACAACUUUGCAGGCUAUAUCAUAUGUCAUCAUACAUUUUAAAUGCUUUAUUGUGGCAUGUUUUGUACUUGACAUUUAUGACUAUUUUGGUGUGUUACUCACCUGGUGGCUACUGUUUACUACAUUAGUGUGCCCCACUCACUCAAGCCAUUAUAGGACAAAUGUCCUUUUUACAAUGUCUCGGAUUAUUUUUUUGUCAUUAUGUUGCCUGCUCUUGAUUUGCCCUUGACAUUCUUUGGCUUCCGUUUUUUACUUGGAGUCUAGUUGGAGCGGUAUAGCCCAACUCUCUUACGCCAUUGUGGAAUGACUCAGAUAUCUUUUUUGUCUCUUAAACGUGUUUCCGUUACAAUUUACAAUUGGCAUGGGCACAAUGAAAGCCCGCCAAAAACCAAGGAACACACCCACUAAGUUUGAGGGUAUUACAAUACUUUUAAUUUUUGUUGGAGUAACAUAGUGUACAUUUUUCAUAAGAAUGCCUCCUAAACGAGCCUCAAAGCGCCAGGCAGCAAAAAGACCAGCCCCUGCAGUUGAUCCAAAACAACGCCGGCCAGAAAGUUGCCCUAUUUCCAGGGCCCUGCCGGAGAGCUCAGCACAGCCACUGGAGUCCUCCUCGCAGUUAUGCCCCACCGAGCUUGGGGCAAUAAUUUCACAAGCUAUCUCCGGCGCGUUGCAGUCAGUCGGCAUCGUCCAAACAAACCUUGCUCCCGCCGAAAGGGACCCAGGAACGAACACCCAGUCCAUGCCCCAGUCCACCGUGGUCGAGGACACCGCAUCAAAGGAAAUCGAGGCAUUGACGAACACUCUGGCUGCUGGUAGGCUAACUUUUCCAACCAAGAAACCAGAAGAAACGUUUUCAAGUGUCACUUUCGACCUCGAAUCUCGGAUUUUAGAUCGUGUCAAGGCGAAGAUUUGGGUGAACGAAUAUGUAGAUUUUGGGUCACUCCUCACAGUGUCCCGGACGAGUCAAAAUAUCGUAUAUCUGUCACGGAUGAUCAUGAUCACCCUAGUCUUUGCCUUGAGCAGGUCAAAGCAAAGUGGCGUAGCUUAA